GAUGGGGCUGGCGCGGCGCCCUCCGCCCGCGCCCCUCCUCCGCCGCCUGCUCCUCUCGUGCCACCUCCUGCUGCUCCUGCCGCCGCCGGGGUCCUCGGGGUCGCUGCCCGCCGCGCGGCCUCGCAUCGCGCGCUUCUUCCCGGAGGUGGAGGGGCUGGUGCAGCGCUUCUCUCAUGAGGCCAUUUCCAACUACAGCACCUUCCGGGUGGAUCCCCGAUCCCACACACUCUACGUGGGAGCCAAGGACACCCUCCUCGCCCUGCCUGUGGGCACCAUCAGUCAGGGGGCCAAGAAGAUAGCCUGGAAUGUGCCUGAGAAUCUCCAGAUCUCUUGCACCUUGAAAGGGAAAAAAGAGGCUGAAUGCCACAACUUCAUUCGCAUCCUGGAGUUUGCCAACCGGACGCACCUCUUUGUCUGUGGGACCUUUGCCUUCAGCCCCCAAUGUGGCUACAUUAAAGUGAGCGACUUCCACACUGUGGAGCGGCAGGAGAGCGGGCGGGGGAGGUGCCCCUUUGAGCCCCUGCAGCCGUCUGCAGCCAUCAUGGCAGAUGGCGUCUUGUAUGCAGCCACAGUCAACAACUUCCUGGCCACGGAGCCCAUCAUCUCCAGAGCCACGGGGAACCCUACAGAGUUCAUCCGAACAGAAAACUCUGUGGCCUGGCUGAAUGACCCUGAAUUUGUGGCCUCGGCUUUUGUGCGGGAGAGUGAGAACGGCGAAGAUGACAAGAUCUACUUCUUCUUCACGGAGACUGCGCGCGAAUACGACUUCUACGAAAAAGUCAAGGUUGCGCGUGUGGCCAGAGUCUGCAAGGGAGACUUGGGGGGCCAGAAGACGCUGCAGAAGAGGUGGACAACCUUCCUGAAGACACAGCUGGUCUGCUCAGACCCUGAGAGCGGCACCGUCUUUGGCAUCCUGAAGGAUGUGGUCACUUUGUCCUCAGACAACUGGAACACCACCAUUUUCUAUGGGGUCUUUGCAGCCCACAGGAAGGAGGGGAGUGCCAUAUGCACCUACAGCCUGCAGGACAUCCAGAGGGCCAUGGGUGGACGCUUCAAGGAGUUCCGACGCGACUGCGACAAGUGGACAAGUGUCAUGCAGGACGAUGUUCCUGACCCACGGCCGGGGGCAUGUGUCACCAAGAGCCUGAAGCUGGAGGGCAUUGGGUCCACGCUGGCCCUCCCGGACCGAGUCCUGACCUUUGUUCGUGACCAUCCUCUCAUGGAUGAGCCUGUCCACCCGCAGAGGGGCUCUCCGCUGCUAGUCCAGCUGAACACCCAGUACUGCCGGCUGGCUGCCCACCGGGUCAGGGCGCUCUCUGGGGAGGAGCACGAUGUCCUGUACCUGGGAACAGAGGACGGACACCUGCACAAGGCGGUCAGGACCAGCCUGCAAGACUCCCUGGUGAUAGAAGACCUGGAGCUGUUUGCUGUGCCUCAGCCCAUCCGCAACCUACAGCUCCACCAGAACUGGCUCUUUGUGGCUUCCGACAGCGAAGUGACCCAGAUCAGCACCUCCACCUGCGCCACGUACAGGACAUGCCAGCAGUGUGUCCUGGCCAGAGACCCGGCCUGUGCCUGGAGCAGGGAGCGGGGGGCUUGCAUGGACCACCAUGGGCAGGCUGGCCUGGUCCAGGAUAUGACGGCAAGCAAGGUGCUAGCGCUGUGCCCCAUGGAGGAAGGCUUUGCAGAGGCUGCCCCGGUGGUCAAAAUCCUGGCCCCCCUGUCUGCCCGCGUGGUCCUGCCUUGCAUCCCACAGUCCGCCUUGUCCAGCUGCGAAUGGCAGAGGCCUUCCCAAGACACCUCCACCUACGUCCUGCGCAGGGAUGGGCUGGAGUUCACGGCUGCUGCAGCCACGCUGGGCGAGUACACCUGCCGCUGCACAGAGAAUGGGGUGGGCGGAGUGGUGGCUGCCUACAGCCUGGUGCCUGGUGGGCUGGGGGCCAGCAGUGCCCCUCGCUCAGAGGAGCGCAGCUACAGCGUCCUGGUGGGGGUGCUCUGCUUUGUGCUGGGCGUCCUGGUGAGCAGCGGCUGCCUCCUCGUGCACGAGCGCCGGCGGAGGGAGCGCCUCCAGCGGGAGCUGAUCUGCCGUGAGCGGAAUGGGCUGGACCUGAUGCAGUCGACCACCACCAGCUGCAGCCAUGAGCCGCAGACGCCCAGCUCUCCUGAGGAUGAGCGCCACCCGCUGGCCAACAGCAAGAAGAACGGCAGCCUCAAUGGCUACCCCCACCUCUACAUCAACGAGCUGGACACAGAGCAGGCCCGCAUCUACCUGGCAGGGGUCCCCCUGGCCAAGUGUGACGAAACCUCCAUCUAGAAGGGGGCAUCCCGCUCACUCUUGCUGGUUGGCUCUCUGGAAGUGGCUGCCAUAGGGGAUUGACUGCCCCACUGCAGCCAGGCUGCUGAGAUCUCUCUGGGGCCAGGGCAAGUUUGUUUGGGGGCCAGCUGGGCUGCUGCUGCUCCUGGCGGAAGUCCAGGCUGAGCGACUCCUUCCCAUGCUGGGAGGCCAGAGGGUCCCGCUGGCUUUCUGGUGGCCAGGGAGAAGCAGGGAGCUGUGAGAGAGACUGCAGGGCUGGUUUCCAGGGCCUGGAGAAGCCCCCGACUGUGCCUGCGUGAUGCUUACUAGAAAGUUUGGUUUGCCUGCCUGCCGCCCUCUCUGCAGAGCCUGCCAGGCUCAGCCAUGUUGCCUGAGGGGCCGGGAGCGCCUGGCCCUGGGACCUGCUGUGAAGGACGUGCCAAAAUGCCCAGUGAGGGGUGGUGCCUUGGAACAUGGAGCCCCCUUGCCAGUUGAAGCGGCAGCACCUGGAAUGUUUACUGGGGGACCUGGUCCCCUCACCACCCACUUCCAUUUCAAUCCCUGCAGCUGCUCUUUGGACAGAAGGCAGACUGCCCUCCCCCUUCCUAGCAGAUUUGGACUGAUAAAUGUGAAGGAUGCUCCGUGUGGGAGCAAAGGACCUUUUGGAAUACCUCCCUCCUGCUCAGUCUCAGAGGGGCACAGACUCUGUGGUUCCCCACCUUUUGAAUGUGGCCAAAUGUGUACCCCCUUUGAUCUCAUAUCUUGGAUCUCUGCCUCCCUCCCCCUUUUGAUGUCCCACAGGGUUUUUGCUUCCCAAUAAGCUGUACCAGGGACCAUCUUUCUGUGAAACGGGUGUUGUGCUCCCCUACUGUUGUAUUUUGGUUGUUUUACUUUCUUGGUUUUGUGACUUAUUAAAAGGGAUGAAACUGAG
Molecule: messenger RNA, 3224 nt
Organism: Lacerta agilis (Sand lizard)
Lineage: Eukaryota; Metazoa; Chordata; Lepidosauria; Squamata; Lacertidae
Gene: SEMA4F
Product: ssemaphorin 4F
Exons: 14
Coding region: 2-2314 (770 amino acids)
Biological process (GO): neural crest cell migration; semaphorin-plexin signaling pathway; positive regulation of cell migration
Molecular function (GO): semaphorin receptor binding; chemorepellent activity
Source: RefSeq, a predicted model, not a curated record